Messenger RNA from Penicillium verhagenii, 951 nucleotides. RefSeq lists its product as uncharacterized. Bases 1 to 951 code for a protein of 316 amino acids. The transcript has 2 exons. Lineage: Eukaryota; Fungi; Ascomycota; Eurotiomycetes; Eurotiales; Aspergillaceae. The record is from RefSeq and is a predicted model, not a curated record.
AUGCAGUCCACCAGACAUCAGGGAAGCCGGUUGAAGCCCGUGGCUGAUCCUCUAGAGAGGGUCGGAUUUGUUUCCAAGGGAGACAAGACGCUCCUCGUCCACAAAGCUCAGCUAGACUACUUCGAUAAGGUCGUCGAGCGAUAUCUACGAUUUUGCUCGGAUCACCAAAAAGACUUCGAUACUGCACACGCAUCGCUCCCCGUGAGCUCCUCUAAUGAUGCAACCUCGAACCCACCCGCACCCCAGCCGGUCGCAAGAGCCGUCUCUAAUCCCGGCGAGAGACGAAUUCCCCCACCUUCGACAGAAUUGUCCAAGCUGCUUCUUUCCCUCCGGAAGCUGAGAGAGGGCAUUUUGGCCACACCAGAAUCAACUCCGCCCGAAUUUGCGCAGCGAGUCCACUAUUUCUCGAUACGCGUGUCUAUUCUUGCGCAACACCCGCCGUCAUAUUUCCCGUCAUUGGAGCACUGUCUGAGCAGGCUUCAUACAAAAUCUCAUCCCAUGACUGACUCGCAGGUGAAGGAACUUGUCUCAUACUUGAUUCUUGAUUAUGCGUGUCGACAGCAGGAUAUGGGUUCGGCCUUUGAAUUGCGGGCGCGGGCAAGGCGGGAAUACGCCUUUCAGUCGCAGGCCGUCGAUCGCGUCUUGACGGCAUUGAUACACGAUAAUUGGGUGGCGUUUUGGGAUGUGCGAAAAGGUGUGGACUCAUACACACGCGCGGUGAUGAAUUGGGCCGUGGACGGAAUGCGAAGGCACGCCUUGAAGGCUGUGGGUAGUGCCUACCUCAAUGUUCACGUGGACUGGAUCAUAGAUGGAUGUACUGGUGAGGAUAGAAAGUGGACGUGGGAAGAAUUGGCCCAGAAAGAGGAUCUCGGCUGGCAAAAGGACGGCGAUACGAUCAUUAUUAAAACUCCCAAGUCUCGGCCACCCCCAGCCAUUUCAGCGGAGAAGUGA